GUAUAUGGAUUUAUCCGAUGAAAUUGUAAGGGUCUUGAUCCCCCCUCAACGAAGGGUCCGGUCAUCCAAAAUUUUGAGGCUUACUCUGGGAUCUUUCUGGUGUUUACUCCAUCUACUAGUCAACAUCGUACAUCUUGGGUCUUAUCUGAUUAACCUACUACUUUACUGUAUGAUUUCGAGUGGAUUACUACAAAAGUAUCAAAAUCUCCAACUAGACAAGCUUCGUUACUUGGCAAUUGUGGUAGAAAGUGAAGAAGCUAAAAACACUACAAAGAUCAAGCAGCUUUUAGGCUGGUUGGCAGCUAUUGGUGUGAAGUAUGUGACUCUUUAUGACAUGGAAGGUGUGCUGAAGAAGUCAGUGGAAACUGUUCUAAAGAGCUCGGCAAAUCCAAGUGUAAGAACAUGCUCUGUUGCCAAUGGAAAUGCAGUGGUUUCACUUCAUCAAGACAGAAUGACAAUAGAGCUACUUUCUUUCUCUGAUGGUAAAGAAGCAGUUGCUAAAGCAGCUAGCUUUCUAUGUUUACAGUAUCUGGAAGGUGAUUCUGUAGGCUACAAUAAGAUGGAGCCAGUCUUCACAGAAACUGAUGUGACCAAUGCUCUAAAAGCAGUAGGUCAUGGUGGACCAGAUCUUGAUCUCCUUCUUGUAUAUGGGCCUGCUAGGUGCCAUUUAGGAUUUCCUGCAUGGAGAAUACGGUACACAGAGAUUGUGUAAGUUUCAUUGUCAUGAU
Elaeis guineensis (African oil palm) is the source of this 728-nucleotide messenger RNA. Lineage: Eukaryota; Viridiplantae; Streptophyta; Magnoliopsida; Arecales; Arecaceae. The record is from RefSeq and is a predicted model, not a curated record.